Molecule: messenger RNA, 249 nt
Organism: Soboliphyme baturini
Lineage: Eukaryota; Metazoa; Nematoda; Enoplea; Dioctophymatida; Soboliphymatidae
Source: the annotation of a GenBank genome assembly
AUGGAAGAGCAAAGUAGAGGAAAGCUUCUCGAGCCGUGCACUCUCGGCUUAGUGACUUCGCAUUUCACGACUCUUCUCACUUACGAAGGGGACUUUGAUCCUCUGCUUGGGAGCGGCGUCAAACCACUGAUCGGUAUGCGCUUCACAUUCACCAUUGCAGCGUUGCUGUACAUGGAGGAAGUGGAGUUUGAGUUCUUAGACAACUUACUGGCAUUCGCCGUGACGCUCGGUUUCGCGGCAAACAACUAG